This is a messenger RNA of Aspergillus bombycis, 897 nucleotides long. RefSeq names its product putative glycerol dehydrogenase Gcy1 (gene gcy1). Gene Ontology annotation, molecular function: aldose reductase (NADPH) activity. Lineage: Eukaryota; Fungi; Ascomycota; Eurotiomycetes; Eurotiales; Aspergillaceae. The record is from RefSeq and is a predicted model, not a curated record. Gene Ontology annotation, cellular component: cytosol. Bases 1 to 897 code for a protein of 298 amino acids. The transcript has 3 exons.
AUGGCCAGCCUCCAGCACACCAAAAAGACCUACACCCUGAACACCGGGGCCAAGAUCCCCGCCAUUGGUCUGGGAACCUGGCAAUCUAAGCCUAACGAGGUGCGCGAAGCCGUGAAGAAUGCUCUUCUGAAGGGCUACCGCCACAUCGACACCGCCCUGGCCUACGGCAACGAAGCCGAAGUCGGCCAAGGCAUCAAGGACUCCGGCGUGCCGCGCGAGGAGAUCUGGAUCACCACCAAGCUGGACAACACGUGGCACCACCGCGUGUCCGAGGGCAUUGAGUCGUCGCUGAAGGACCUGGGCGUGGACUACGUAGACCUCUACCUGGUGCACUGGCCCAGCAGCACCGACCCCAACGACAAGUCCAAGCACCUCCCGGACUGGGACUUCCUCAAGACAUGGCAAGAGGUGCAGAAGCUCCCGGCCACCGGCAAGGUCCGCAACAUCGGUGUCUCGAACUUCGGCAUCAAGAACCUCGAGAAGCUCCUCAGUCACCCCAGCACCAAGAUCGUCCCCGCCGUUAACCAGAUCGAGCUGCACCCCAACAACCCCUCCCCGAAGCUGGUUGCCUACAACACCUCCAAGGGCAUUCACUCGACGGGGUACUCUUGUCUCGGGUCCACGAACUCGCCCCUGUACAAGGACCCUACGCUGCUGCAGCUGGCCGAGAAGAAGGGUAAGACCCCCCAGCAGUGUCUGUUGCAGUGGGGUAUUCAGAAGGGGUGGAGUGUUAUCCCUAAGUCGGUGAGCAAGGAGCGCAUUGAUGCUAACUUUGAGCUGGAUGGGUGGAACUUGACCGAUGAGGAGGUCGCUCAGCUGGAUAACUUGAAGGAUCGCUUUAAGGUCUGUGGUGAUAGCUGGCUUCCUAUUAAGGUCUUCUUUGGCGAUGACGAGUAG